AUUGGAGUCAAACAAAAAAAGAAAAUACAAGGGAAAACGGAAAACAAUUUGCCAUUUGCAAUCAUUGGAUUUUGUUGAGUUUUGUCUGCUGCCAGGGCCGGCUGGUUUUUGAAGAUUUGAAGAAAAAAAUAUUACUACGAGUAGGACGACGAUAGGACACACACAAUAAUAAAAAUAAUUGAUAUUUCUAGAACAACAUGGCCGUUGCCACGAAAACAUCACUAAUACUAGCCACAAUAAGCUGUUUGUUACUAUUUUCAUCUAUGCAAAUAUGGAAAAACUGGCUAGCGUUAUCGAACCAGCAAACAUUACUUGGGGGUCUACUUGGCUCAUUUCUUUUUAGUUUCACGCUAACUGCAAUUGGCAACUUUGAAACAUUGUUAUUUGGAAAAUCUUACAAUUUGGGUCUUUUUCCGGAAGUUUUUCUCGCAUUGGUAGUGUCUGUUUCUGCAGCUGCAAGUGUUCAUAGAGUCGCUGGAACAUCAUGUUUACUGCUAUCCUUACUAGCGCUAUUGUAUAUCAACAAGUAUUCUCAAAAAGUAUAUACUCAAGUGGCUCCAAUGCCAGCCUUAAUAGGAAAGAGAAAGAAGAAUAGCUAGAAAUUUUUUAUAUUUAUCUGGAAGGAUGACUGAUUUGAAUUAGGGAUAUUUUUUGGUAAAACCUAGAAAAAUACCUGUCACAGUUGUUUUUCAUUGUGGAAAAACUUGUUCUGAGUUAUUAUUUAUUAGAUCUGUUUUUUUAUAUACAUGUAGCUUUUAUUCCUAA
Molecule: messenger RNA, 765 nt
Organism: Ceutorhynchus assimilis (cabbage seed weevil)
Lineage: Eukaryota; Metazoa; Arthropoda; Insecta; Coleoptera; Curculionidae
Source: the annotation of a GenBank genome assembly